AUGGAACAUAUUCACAAUGCAUCAGGAAAAAAGGCUAGAGCUAGAAGAAUGUUGAUUUUGAAAGAAAAUCGGUCUAAACAUCAAAAAUUAUCUCCUCAACAAAUACUCCGUGGGCAGACUGUGAUUAAUAAUCCUACCUUCCACACUCCGAGACAACCUUUGUCCGACCUUACUCAGGCAUUCCAAAAUAUUAUUACAAGAACACCAGUUGAUCAACAUUCUAUUAGUCCAAAUGUCAGCGACGCAGGGACAGAACCUAGGCUAUCAAUACACGGUUUUAAAGAUCUGAGAAGCUGCCACAUUGGCUCCUUGUUUGCAUCAACUUCUACACUUAAGGAAAAUGAUACUUUUGGUCUUCCGAGCAUAACUAAUCAGCACCCCCUUCCGCUUCAUGAAAAGAACGUCGUUCGAGCCGGAAGUUCUUCUAAUAGAGCCACGCUAUUAUGUCCACCGGAUUCCAAGACAGCUCGGGGACGGCCUAAAAAUCAAUAUGGAGUUCCAAAUAUGGCGCUUAACUUGUGCAGAAAGUUUCCUAUACCAACGAAUACGCAAGAAACUGCCAUGCAAACUCAGACCUCAAAUGCAAACCCACAGCCUAGGUGUUCAACAUUCCAUAAAUCUGGCAGGGGCAGGCCUAGGAAAAAAACCACUGCUCCUAAUCUCCCUAUGAAUCAGAAUACAGAUAUCAACAACCAAACAAUUAACUUGCAACAAUAUAUUCCAACUGAAGUAUGCAGAUCAAGCGAAGUCGUUACACCAUAUGUCCAUGGGCUUCAAGUACCGCAAAAUAGGGGCAGUCUUGGUGCGGACGAGCAUACGCCGGUCUCAACGCCUACACAUGGUCCCAACAAUCGAAAGACGCCAACAUGUCCAAUUUUUACACCUACGGUCAAUUUGGAUUUUAAUAGCGACUCAGACAAUGACAGCGACUAUGACCCUUUUGCAACAUAUCUAUCCGAGGAUGAGUUAUUAUCGGAAGACAAAGAUUAUGAUGCACCUUUCACAAUUCAUGAUAAUGCUGCCGGCCAUUCUGAAGAAUAUUACGAUAUCGGAUCCCCUCUUAUUGAAUGCCGUUAUUGUAAAGCGAUGAUGUGGUAUCAAGAGAGAAUGCAUAAAAGUUCUCAUUCCGCCAACCCAAAGUUUAUGAUGUGUUGUGGGAACGGGAAAGUUGAACUCCCACUUCUUAGAGAGCCUCCAGAAACCCUUGCAAAACUUUUGUUUGAUCACGAUAGUUUGGUUAGCCGCAAGUUCCAACAACAGAUCCGAGUAUACAACAUGAUGUUUGCAUUCACGUCACCGGGGGCAAAGGUUGACAAUCGAUUUAACAAUGGACGUGGGCCUCCAACACUAAGGAUACAAGGUCAAACAUGUCACCGAAUAGGAAGUUUGUUGCCUCCGCAAGGUCAAAAACCUAAGUUUGCUCAGUUAUAUAUUUAUGACACCGAAAAUGAAGUUGAAAAUCGAAUGCAUGGACUAAGGAACAAAGAAGAUUUUGAUCCGGAAGUUGUCAGUCGAUUGGCAAGCAUGCUGUAUAAAUUCAAUCCUCAUGCUAAAAGUUUUCAAAUGGCAAAACAAUGGUUAAAUAAUGGGGAAACUCCAAAUUUAAAGCUUUGGCUCAUUUCCAACCGAUCCACCGAUGGCAGGGUCUAUAAUCAACCAACCGUGUCUGAAGUGGCUGCUUUGGUUGUUGGUGAUAUUGACACGGCAGAAAUGAGGGAUAUCAUAAUGCAGACAAAGGGAGGAAGACUUCAAAGAAUCAACGAGCUGCAUGCGACUUACAUGGCUUACCAGUAUCCUUUGAUAUUUCCUUAUGGUGAGGACGGUUAUAGACCUGAUGUUGCACAUAGAGACUUGCUCGUCAACGAAAACAGCAUAAGAAAUAGGCUCACAAUACGCGAAUGGCUUGCCUUCCGCAUUCAGACAAGGUUAUGUGAAGCUAAGACUUUGUUAUCUUCAAGAAGGUUGUUCCAACAAUUCCUGGUCGAUGGUUACACAAUGUUAGAAUCCGAGAAACUAGAAUGGCUACGUAAAAAUCAACCAAAGCUUCGAGUGUCAAAGUACAACUCUUUAGAGAAAGAGGGCGAUCAAAGUCAGGCGCCAGGAAUAAGCAUAGGUAAACGAGUUGUUUUGCCUUCUUCCUUUGUUGGCGGUCGUAGGUUUAUGGAUCAGUUGUACUAUGAUGGGAUGGCUAUAUGCAGUAAAGUCGGAUUUCCCGAUUUGUUUAUUACUUUUACAUGUAACCCAAAUUGGCCGGAGAUUCAAAGAUUUCUCGGACCUCUACAUUUGAAGCCUCAAGAUCGCCCGGAUGUCAUUUCAAGAGUUUUCAAAAUCAAAUUCGAUCAACUCCUUUCAGAUUUAACCAAAAAAGGCGUUCUUGGAAAAGUGCUUGCUUGUGAGUUACCUUUACCCAUUUACUUAAACAUUUGA
Molecule: messenger RNA, 2427 nt
Organism: Vicia villosa (hairy vetch)
Lineage: Eukaryota; Viridiplantae; Streptophyta; Magnoliopsida; Fabales; Fabaceae
Exons: 8
Coding region: 1-2427 (808 amino acids)
Source: RefSeq, a predicted model, not a curated record